AUGGAUUCGGACGACUCGGAAUUUUAUGGCGACGAAGACACCAUCUCCUCCCUCAAAGCCCGAGUUGAUGACUUUGACAUCGCAGCCUGGUGGAGUCAGGCACACCAUAAACGCAAAUACUCUGCCCAACCACUAGCUACCCUUACGGACCGCUUAACCCUCGCAGCAAUCACAGACCGGCUAUACAACCGACGUGGCGGCGAGGAGCGGCUAGCGCUGCUGUCACACUUCCAGGAGAUGGCCAGGGGCAGCGGCAUGCCGCUGUCGGUCGUGCAAAUGGAGCGGUGGGAAGCGGAGAGGGACCUUCGGCAGCUCGCCGUGGCCUGUGAGCUCAUCACGGGCAAAUGGAUGCUCUUCCUUGCGCCAGAAGAGGUGGAUGAGGUUUGGGAGAGAGUCGCGCGGGCCACGGCGCAGAACCGGCUCGGCAUCGGGGCCAAGGUCGAGAUUGCUGGCGGUGCUGAGACGGGCAAGGCAAGGCUUUUGUGUGUGUACACGAGGGAUUUCAGGGAUAAGCGUGAUGUUGCUAGGGUGUUGGACGUAUUGAGGCAGCUGCAAUUGGUGAUGCUGGGUGGGGAGCAGAUUUACUACAAAUCUGGGUUCUGCUCACCGUUUCUUAUUGAUGCUUGGACGGAAUUGGGGAUCUAUGGAGGGAACAGCUGGGGCAUCCGGGCAUCCAUGUACUCCUCCAACGAGAUAUUUUCUUUCGUUAAAAGCCUUGACCAGGAGGCGUUGUAA
This is a messenger RNA of Canariomyces notabilis, 735 nucleotides long. RefSeq names its product DUF1917-domain-containing protein. NCBI's taxonomy places the organism in Eukaryota, Fungi, Ascomycota, Sordariomycetes, Sordariales, Chaetomiaceae. The transcript is spliced from 4 exons. The record is from RefSeq and is a predicted model, not a curated record. Bases 1 to 735 code for a protein of 244 amino acids.